Messenger RNA from Phytomonas sp. EM1, 831 nucleotides. The record is from the annotation of a GenBank genome assembly. NCBI's taxonomy places the organism in Eukaryota, Euglenozoa, Kinetoplastea, Trypanosomatida, Trypanosomatidae.
GGGGGGUUGCAGAUAGGUGUCUCUAUAGGUAAAGACAAAUCCGAUGCCCGCUAAGAAAAAGGAGUCAAAACCUGAGGAACCUGCGUUUGUAGAUGGGACGGGAUCAUUGAUCCAUGAAAAUGAAAGUGCACGCUACACUGGUGGUGUGCGUCGCUAUCCUGUCACCGCAAACACGGAUGGAGUGCGACCAUCCACACAUGCCCAAUCUAACGGCCAUAGCAAAAAUAGCACACACUCUGUCGUCUCUUCAGGUGUGGAUGGGGGCCAUGCGAAUAGUCAGACGCAUGCUGGUCGUGUAGUGCGGCACGGCCACGGCAUUUAUGCGAGCCCGCAGAUCCGCUAUGAAGGAGAAUGGGUAGAAGAUAAAAUGGAGGGGCAGGGGCACUUGUUCUUCCUACAGUCGGGAAGCUCUUACGAAGGCGGUUUCCGGGACGGCUGUUUUGACGGAAAGGGUAUCUAUUCUUGGGCAGACGGUAGCCGGUAUGAUGGAGAAUGGCGACACAAUCGCAUGCAUGGCAACGGUGUUUAUAUCGACGCCGAUGGCCAGGUGUUCAAAGGUGUCUUUUACAGUGGGGCCGGUCCAGGGCUAAAACGCAUCUAUGCCAAGACAGGCCAGACCGUUCUGGAUCCCUCUGCAUGUGCUUGUAAAUAAUUGAAGCUUUAGAACUUUGUCGAAGCAUAGCUAUGUAAAUUACUCUUAAUGCAAACAACAUACUUUCCUCCUUAGGAAAGGGGGGCGUUAUGAUUCGGAGGCCAUAAAUCCCGAGUGGUAGAUGACGAUAUUGUGUGUAUCUCUACUUGUAUGUAUUUCAAUGAUCUAGAGACCGUAAA